Molecule: messenger RNA, 1529 nt
Organism: Otolemur garnettii (small-eared galago)
Lineage: Eukaryota; Metazoa; Chordata; Mammalia; Primates; Galagidae
Gene: HAO2
Product: hydroxyacid oxidase 2
Exons: 8
Coding region: 166-1227 (353 amino acids)
Molecular function (GO): FMN binding; oxidoreductase activity
Source: RefSeq, a predicted model, not a curated record
AGUGACCUGCUCUUUGCUGCUGCAUCUGGCCUUGGGGCAGGCUUUGAGUGGCUGCUUCUAGACACGCUUUUCCUUGUGGACUGGAAGACAUUGGAGUCAGCUUUGUUGUCAUCUGUGUUCUGUGCGCUUGGAACUGGGAAAGGAGACGAAACCACAGAUCCAGAAAUGCCCUUGGUGUGCUUGACGGACUUUGAGGUGCAGGCGCGAGAGCAGCUGUCUAAGACAUCUUGGGAUUUUAUCAAUGGAGGAGCUGACGAAGGCAUCACCAGGGAGGACAACAUCGCAGCAUUUAAAAAAAUCCGCCUCCGUCCCCGAUACCUGAGAGACGUGUCUGAGGUGGACACCAGGACCACGAUCCUGGGGGAGGAGAUCAGUGCCCCCAUCGGCAUCUCACCCACUGGAUUCCACACCAUUGCCUGCCCUGAUGGGGAAAUGAGCACAGCAAGAGCUGCCCAAGCAGCCGGUGUCUGCUACAUCACCAGCACGUUUGCCAGCUGUAGCUUUGAAGAUAUUGUCGCUGCUGCCCCAGGAGGCCUCCGGUGGUUCCAGCUCUAUGUGCAGUCAGACCAGCAGCUGAACAAACAGCUGGUCCAGAGGGUGGAGUCCUUGGGUUUCAAAGCUUUGGUAGUCACCGUGGAUGCCCCUGUAGUUGGAAACAGGCGACACGACAUUCGAAACGGAUUAGACUUGAAGAGGAACUUAAUGCUAACAGAUCUCCGAUCACCUGGAGAGAGAAAUUCAAUACCUUCUCUCCAGACGUCGGCCCCUAGCCCAUAUUUCAGCUGGAAUGAUCUCUCCUGGUUUCAGAGCCUAACCCGAUUGCCCAUCAUCCUUAAAGGGAUCCUGACAAAGGAGGAUGCAGAGUUGGCUGUGAAGCACAAUGUCCAAGGCAUCGUGGUUUCCAACCAUGGUGGGAGGCAGCUUGAUGAGGUUCCCUCUUCCAUAGACGCUUUGACAGAAGUGGUGACUGCUGUAAACGGGAAACUUGAAGUGUACCUGGACGGCGGGGUCCGGACUGGCAAUGACGUGCUGAAGGCUCUGGCCCUGGGUGCGAAGUGCGUCUUUCUUGGCAGACCAAUCCUAUGGGGUCUUGCCUGCAAGGGUGAACAUGGUGUUAGAGAUGUUUUGAACAUUUUAAAAAAUGAACUCCACACUUCCAUGGCCCUUACAGGAUGUCGGUCGAUUGCUGAGAUCAAUCGGAACCUGAUCCAGUUCUCCAGGUUGUAAUGAAAAAGAGCUCACGACCAGACUGCUGGCUUGCACACAGGAGGAACACAAACUCACAACACGCGUGUGCUAUCAUCCUGCCUGGACCCAUCCUAUUCCACAGCUCACACCCUGGGCCUCCAAUCCCUUCACCCCUAUACUUCAGGCCUUUCAAACCCAUCUUCUUCAAAUACCUUUAGUCUCCUUUGCUUCACUGACUUUUUAUGUUAUUCUCUUGCCUAAAAUCCUCCUCUGAAAUAAAAGAUCUCAGAAGGGCAGAUCAGCAAUGACUGAAACAGCCCGUGGGUUAUAUUUUUUGCCUA